Molecule: messenger RNA, 3525 nt
Organism: Carica papaya (papaya)
Lineage: Eukaryota; Viridiplantae; Streptophyta; Magnoliopsida; Brassicales; Caricaceae
Source: RefSeq, a predicted model, not a curated record
CUGUAACCAAACAAGCUUCCAGGAACUAACAUAAAGCCGGCGUGAGGUGGGGGGGCGCCACGACAAUCUCGUGUUUCGCCGGCUGAUUUUCGGCACUCUUCUUCAGUUCAAAGUUCACUACGUGCAGCACUUCAAGGCCGGGUUAUCUGCCCGUUUCCGGCCACGGUUGCUUCCGCCAGUCCGGAGGCUUUCUACCCGCCGCAUUUAUUUGUCUCCAACCCGUUUCGCCGCGGCCAUACGCCCCGGCACUGGAGCCUCGCGAGACCAACGCUCGACCAAGUCAUUUCGGGCCAGCCACCGUCUGGUUCGUUUGCGGUCGGUUUAGGUUUUAUCUAAUGCUGCCAUAUGGAAACUCAAAGUCAGGUUGAGACUAAAACACAAAAAAGGAUGCUUCCUCCACCACCAGGAAAGUUUCAAGAUCGUGAAGAACUCAUUAAACAUGUCCGUGAGUUCGGGUCUUCUCAAGGAUAUGUGGUGACUAUUAAGAAAUCCAGGAAGGACAGAAGAGUCAUCCUUGGUUGUGAUAGAGGUGGUGUUUAUCGUAAUAGGCGUAAGAUUGACGAAAGUAAGCGCAAAAGGAAAGCAUGCUCUAGGCUUAUAAAUUGUCCUUUUGAAGUCAUAGGUAAGAGGGAAGAUGAUAUUUGGGUGCUUACAAUAAGAAAUGGGGACCAUAACCAUGAACCUCUGAGGGACAUGUCAGACCAUCCUUGCAGUCGUCGUUUUACAGAGGAAGAGGUCAGGCAAAUCAAAUUAAUGACUGAAGCUGGUGUAAGACCACGUCAAGUGCUUAAAGUUCUCAAGCAAAGCAAUCCAGAGCUGCAGUCCACACCAAGGCAGUUGUAUAACCUGAAAGCAAAGAUUCGGCAGGGAAAUUUAUCAGAAAAAUGUUUCAAAUCAUGGAGACCUAACAGAUCUUCUCCUGUAACCAUUAGUUCAAGCAGGGAGUCACUGGAUCAAAACAACCAGAAGCUGAAGGUUCCUAAUUUCAUUGGGGGAAAAUUUGUUGAUUCACAAGGGUCUGCAACCAUUGACACAAUAAAUCCUGCUACACAAGAGGUUGUCUCUCAAGUUCCUGUGUCCUUGUAUGAAGAGUUCAAAGAUGCAGUUAAUGCAGCAAAGCAAGCUUUUCCUUCAUGGAAGAAUACUCCUAUAACCACCCGACAGCACAUUAUGUUCAAGCUCUUGGAGCUUAUCCACAGAGACAUUGAUAAGCUAGCUAUGAAUAUUAUCGUAGAACAGGGAAAGACAUUAAAGAGCGCUCAUGCUGAUGUUCUGCGUGGUUUAGAGGUGGUUGAACAUGCUUGUGGAAUGGCAACUCUACAAGUGGGAGAAUUCGUUCCUAAUGCAUCUAAUGGAAUUGAUACAUACAGCAUUAGAGAACCGCUUGGUGUCUGUGCUGGAAUAUGUCCCUUUAACUAUCCGGCUAUAAUUCCCUUGUGGUCUGGCUUGUAUACAUAUGCUAGGGCUGCUGCUAGAGGAAAACGUGUUCAGUCUAAUACAGGAGGCAAAAAUCUCGCAGUUGUCAUGCCUGAUGCAAAUGUAGAUGCUACUUUGAAUGCUCUAGUUGCAGCAGGAUUUGGUGCUGCAGGACAGAGGUGCAUGUCUUUGAGUACAGCCAUAUUUGUUGGAGGAUCAGUACCAUGGGAAGACGAACUGGUGAAGCGUGCCAAAACACUUAAAGUAAAUGCUGGAAUUGAUCCUGAUGCAGAUAUUGGUCCAGUUAUUAGUAAAGAGGUGAAGGAUUGGAUAUGCAGAGCAGUUCAAAGCGGUGUUGACAGUGGUGCAAGGCUUCUUCUUGAUGGCAGAUAUGUUUCGGUUCUGGGAUAUGAGAAAGGAAGUUUUGUUGGUCCCACCAUCUUAUGUGAUGUUACUGUUAACAUGGAAUGCUACAAGGAAGAAAUUUUUGGGCCACUUCUUCUGUGCAUGAAGGCAGACAGUAUUGAAGAAGCUAUAGACAUUGUAAACCGGAACAGGUCUGUCAAUGGAGCUUCCAUAUUCACUACAUCUGGGUAUGCUGCUAGGAAGUUCCAGAAUGAAAUUGUGGCUGGGUUGGUUGGGGUCAAUGUUCCUGUUCCAGUUGCAACGCCUUGUCCUAUAUUUAAUGGUUCCACAGCAUCCUUUGGUAACGAUCUUAAUUUAUUUGGAAAGGCAGGUAUGCAUUUUUACACUCAGAUCAAGACAGUGGCACAACAGUGGAGGGACUUGCCUUUCUCUUCUGAGAUGGAUACGACCACCCGAGGAAUGUCUUCGCUGUUGCCUCUCUCAUCUGGGAGAGAUUCACCUCGUCUAAGAAUAUCAUCAGCUGUGUCUCUAGCAUCAGAGAGCAAUUCACCUGGCCACAGGGUAGAGAGAGAGAUACAGAACUCAGGAAUUUCAUCUAUGCCUUCAACAACAGAUGGAGAUUUAUCAAGUGAGGAGGCAUCGCUGACCAUGCCCCUAAGAUCUGAAAUUAAUUUGCCAAACCAAAGACUGUCAGUAGGUACAUCUCCAGUAACAGAGCCUGAUUUACACAGGCAAGGAGUGCCACAAACAACACAUCAGCCGCAUGAUAGAGUGUAUACUGGUCAAGCAUCUCAGUGGACUGAAACUUCAUCUCUGACAUCCCAGGGAACAGAACAUGUUCGUUCAUCUCCUGAAGGGAUAUUUAUGCCAUCAGCAUCUCAAAUCAAAGGCGUCGCGGACCCAACAUCUAAGAGGACUGAGAUUGCGAUGACUUUAACCCAUGACAGCUUGUACAUGCCUGCAUCGCAUAAGAAUGAAAAUAUGGUUUCAGUGUCGCUUAAGAAUGAAAAUAUGCCUUCAGCAUCUCACAGGACUGAUGUUACUGCACGUACAACUACCGACAGAAUAUACAUGUUGGCAACUUCUCACUUAAAUGAGACUAUGGGUCAAGCAUAUCAAAGAACUGAUGCCUCCAUGUUUCCACCUUCUGAAAGGAUGUACCUGGCACCUGCUGCUCAGAGGAACGACAUGGCUACAACUCAAAGGAAUGAUGCUGUGUUGAAUCCAACCUCCAAAAGCAUAUACAUGUCUGCACCAGCACAAAGGAAUGAUAACAUGACUUCAACUUCUCAUAGGGGUGAUGCCAUGGCUCUGAAUUCUGAGAGAAUUUAUAUGCCUCCAUUGGUUCAAAGAAAUGCCAGUAUGCCACCUUCUGAGAGAUUAUAUAUGCAGCAGCAUCUCGGGCAUGUACACUCCGAACUCAAUAAUUUCAAUGGAUGAUUUCCCAGUCAGGGGCCGUCAGUGACUUUGCCAACCUCCCGGAGGAUGUAAGAUACCGAACUUCUAAGUUUUUUAUCUUUUAGGAAUCGUGUAGACAUGGUAAUUUCAUAGUGGGGAAUAGGGUUCAGAGUUGUAAAUACCAAAUUGGUCAAAGUGCUAGUUUGCUUCUGAGCCGGAUCGGCUUGUAAUGCGCUUCUGACCUUUUUCUAUUGGAAGGCAUCUAAUUAAUACCAUUUAAAGGUAUAUAAAAUGAAACAUGAUUUAACAAAUCUUAGAAAUCAAAUUCCGGAAAUUUCUGCUGGA